GCCGCGGCGGCGGAACGGGCGGAGGCUGUCGGUUUCGUAACCGUUGCUCCUCCUCGCUGACUCGCGGGCUGCGAGGCCUGGGUCUGGUAAGGCCGCGCGGGGCCGUUCGGAGUGGAGGCCGCCUACGGGCGGGCAGGCUGGAGGCGCAGGUACAUGUGAAGAUUUCUUGGCAGUUGAAAGUGGAAACCAUUGAUUAUCCUGCCCUCAUUUUCACCUGUGUUGGCAAGGGAGCCUGCCCAAAUGAGCAAGAUAUUGCAGCAAAACAGUACUCCAGGAGUGAAUGGAAUAAGUGUUAUUCAUACCCAGGCACAUGCCAGCGGCUUACAGCAGGUUCCUCAGCUGGUGCCCGCUGGCUCUGGAGGAGGAGGCAAAGCUGUCCCUCCAAGCAAGCAAAGCAAAAAGAGCUCGCCCAUGGAUCGAAACAGUGACGAGUAUCGUCAGCGCAGAGAGAGGAACAACAUGGCUGUGAAAAAGAGCCGAUUGAAAAGCAAGCAGAAAGCACAGGAUACGCUGCAGAGAGUGAAUCAGCUCAAAGAAGAGAACGAACGGUUGGAAGCAAAAAUUAAAUUGCUGACUAAGGAAUUAAGUGUACUUAAAGAUUUGUUUCUUGAGCAUGCACACAACCUUGCAGACAACGUGCAACCCGUUAGCACUGAAAAUACAACAAGUUCUGAUAAUGCAGGACAGUAGACCUUAACCCUUCCAAACUUCACAACUUAUGGCUUGAACGUUAAAGGUGUGACCUCCACUACUCAAAUCAAUGGCUAAAUGUUGUCUUGUUCCAUUAUUCAAAGAUCACUGAAGUUUGUUUUCUAGGAUUAGCACUGAAGAGUUGAUUAGCUAAAAAUGUUAGCCAUGUAAUUUGAGUAUCUGGUUUUAAAUUAAAUGGAUUUUUGUGGGGAGCAAAAACCAAAAAUUUUUAUGGUAUAUGGUAAAAAA
Orycteropus afer afer is the source of this 939-nucleotide messenger RNA. The record is from RefSeq and is a predicted model, not a curated record. Lineage: Eukaryota; Metazoa; Chordata; Mammalia; Tubulidentata; Orycteropodidae.